Messenger RNA from Mustela lutreola (European mink), 16774 nucleotides. RefSeq names its product CEP295 N-terminal like (gene CEP295NL). The record is from RefSeq and is a predicted model, not a curated record. The transcript has 2 exons. Gene Ontology annotation, biological process: regulation of centriole replication. The coding region runs from base 4654 to 6318 and encodes 554 amino acids. Gene Ontology annotation, cellular component: cytosol; centriole; centrosome. NCBI's taxonomy places the organism in Eukaryota, Metazoa, Chordata, Mammalia, Carnivora, Mustelidae.
CCAUCCUAUUCCCCGAACAGUGUACUGAGCGCUCGGGUGUUCCUAAUGACCAUCAGUGCCCUUAUUAUGGCCAUUUCACAGAGGAGCAAACCGAGGCCCCCCGAGUUAGGAAGCUUGCACCGGAUCACACAGUUCAUACUCUGCACCAGCACACUGUGCUGCUCUAGACUUUUCUGUCACCUGGGAGUUCCCCUGCAAACCCUCUUGGUUCCUUAGGACUUUUCCUCGGUCGGGUUUUUCAUUCUCCUCCUGACCUCAGACUGCGGCUUCUUCCCCCUCACUGAACACUCUAGUUGUUCUGAAUUCUUUCUGUGAAGUCCAGUCCCUCCGUUGUUCAGAUUUUCUCCUUAUUUAGUGAAGUUGCACACUUGUCCCUGUCUGUUUCUUGUUUAGGUGAAUUCCUGAGCAUUUCAGUAGUUAGACUUUGAUCAUGAAACUGUCCCCCGACGUUUGCGAAGUAGACGAAGUAGACGAAGUAGACGUUGUGAGCUCUCGACACCUCUUUAUGGCUAUUCAGACCCACGUCUGUCGGCUGUGUGCCUGGGGGCGCCGCAUCCCCCGUCUUUACAGCUCUGUGGUGCUCAGACACUCACAGAGCCUUCUUGUAAGCCUCGGGCAGUUUGCAGAGCCCCACGGGCCGCCUCGCUUGAUCAGGACGGCCUGUGGCGGGGGAGCAGGAUGGGCUUCUCCUGUGUCGGCCUGCAUCUUCCACUGCCCUCCAGCUCGGCUCGCCAGGGCCCGGAAUGCCCAGCUGGGAUCCGAGCCGGGCAUCACUGGGCUGGACCAUUGUCCUGCUUGUUCUAGGUCCCUCUAACCUCACAGGGAAAGAUCACACCUCCUCUGUUGGCCGUGCGUCUCUGCCAACCUGUCCCCGCUCUACAUUUGUGCGGUGAGAUUGGGGGCCCAUGUGCGAGUUAUAAAUGUCUUCCUAGUACUUGGUUCCUCGUUAUGUUGGACCAGGCAUUCAAGCCCAUUAACAAUCCUCUGUGCAGGGGUGCCUGGGUGGCUGAAUCAGUUAAGUGUCUGCCUUCAGCUCAGGUCCUGAUCCCAAGGGCCUGGGAUCAAGCCCCAUCCUUGCAUCAGGCUCUGCCCAGCGGGGAGCCUGCUUCUAUCUCUCCCUCUGCCUGCCACUCUGCCUACUUGUGCUCUUUCUCUUAAUCAAAUAAAUACAUAAAAUCUUUAAAAAAAAAAAAAAAAUCUUCUGGGCCAGAGGGGCCCCUGACCAGUUUUUGCCUCCCGGAAGCAUCUGACUCUUGAUUUCAGCUCAGAUUGGGAUCUCAGGGUCGUGAGAUCAAGCCCCUUGUUGGGCUCCGCACUCAGUGUGGAGUCUGCUUGGGAUUCUCUCUCUCUCUUUCUCUGCCCCUCCCCUGCUCUCUUGCUCCCUCUAAAUAAAUGAAUAAAAUCUUUAAAAAAUCUUUUGAGCUUGAGGAGCGCCUUCCAACACCGCAGCUGGUUCUCUGUGUCCCUGUGGGUCCUUGGAGGCUGGCUGUCCCCCGUUAGACUUGGUAGGUUGGAGUCACACACCCGUGUACUUGACUCACAGAAGAGCCCAUCCAUGCCCCGUGCCGCUGACUCCGUUGAUGCUCUAGACGCAGGUUUAGCAAGCUCCCUGCGUGUGUGUCAGGCUGUUGAGGGAAAGGAGGCUAGGGUGCUGUCCGUCUGUCUGUGCCUCACAGCCAGAGCCGAGGACAGAGGAAGCUAUAAAGAGUCGACCUGUAGAGCCCAGAUUAUAUGCUGGGGUCAUUUCAUGUAGAGGCACUGUGUCCUACAUAUAUAUUUUUUUCUUUCUUUUCUUUUCUUUUUUUUUUUUUUUUGGUUCUAUGCAUUUUAAAAGCCCUAAAGGGAUUCCUUAUGUUUUAGUCCAAAAGCUUAUCUGCAGUGUGCCGGAAAAGGUCAAACUUGAUCUGUUCUGUGGCCUCUCAGAAGACAGAAAUUAUUAACUUGGCACAUGAAAGCGUAAGCUUUCGUUCUAGGGAAAUGUUCUCUGGCCAUGCCAGCUAAUGGGGGCCUUUCUGUGUCUAUUUUUAUAUGUUUCAAAGAAGAAGUGCUAAAACGUGUCACCUAGGCGCCGAGCCGGUAGGCCUUUGGAGAAAGGCAGGAGCAUUUCUGUUGUUGCUACAGAGGCCGGGAGAUGUCCUUCGAGGAAGGAGAGACUGGACCAGGCGUGGGGAACCGUGGGUAGGGUGAGGAAGAGAAACCCACACGAGCAGUGUUCUGGCCCUGGACCUGGGUCGCGGUGGGAGGGGCAUCAGCCCAGCUGGGGAGGGGAGCUGGGUCAAGAGCUGCCAGCCCGUCCUCAGGCCCACAGCCCCAGGAUCAUUGACCUUGUUAGGAAUUGCCGGGGAGAUGGUGAACUGACCGGGGUCUGGGCCCCUCCCUGCUGACGCAGGGCCUGGGAAUCUGCAUUUUAACUGGCGGCUCAGUGGACCAUGCUGCAGGUGGCCUGUGGACAGUGCCGGGACACCUGCUGGUGUGGGUGAAGAUGCCACGUGCUGAGUUAGGGCGGUGGCUACACCAGAGCGUAGAGGUGUUGGAGUAAGGCUCAGGGCAGGGGGAGGCAGAGAGGCUGGUCAGGAGUCUUGUAGGAGGGGCGCAGGUGGGAGAGGAGGCCGGGAGGAGGGCGCUCGAGACCCUGGUACCAGGGAGCGCCGUUUGCUAGGGCCGCCUUAUUCAGAGUGUGGUCCGUGGGCCUGAGGAUCGCAUCCCCGGGGAGCGCCUCACAAGUCAGAAUGCCGGCCUCACCCCAGACCUGUGGGAUCAAAAUCCAGCUCCGAGCAAGAUUUGGGAGGCCUGGGGACGGAUCUGGCCUUUCCGUGUUUAAGGAAAAUACCUGAAUGGGAAAGGGGAGAGUGAUGCGUUCGAUGAACCGCGGUAAAAACACGCAGCAAACACUAUGGCCCGGCCCGUUGCACAGAGGCCUCUCGCGAUGGUGAGUGCGCGGGUGGUAGGUUCACCCCAGGACAGAGUCCUGGCUCCCAGCACUGAGCCUCCUCCGCCGCGGGGCCUGCGACUCAGAUCGGGGGUCAGCCUGCUCGGGCAUGAACCCUUGCUGUCCUGCUUUGAUCUGUGUGGCCUUAGGCAAGUUGCUUAACCUCUCUGAGUCUGUUUCCCCAUCGGAAAGUGGGGAUAGGGCUGGAGCUCCCCUGUCGUAGUGAGACCAGGCGAGAGCGAUGGCCUGUGCCACGGAGGUUUACAUGGUGGUCAGUGUCCUGUCCACACAUCAAACUCUGUUUGACCGUUUUCUUCACACACGUGACCUCAUUUAGUUAAAUGUCUGUGAAAUCGCGUGCAGUCCUGUGGGCCCAGAUGAGCCCUCAGAUCAUGUUGUGGGUUCCAGCCGAGAAGAAGGUUUAUGCGAGGUAGAUGGACGCCCCACGUUCCCUGAGGGGUGCGCUGUCCACGUCCUGUCAUUCUGAUGACCACAGGCAUCGUUCCGGGGGCCCGGGGCCCCACUACCACCUACAGCGUCAUGGCAGCAGAUGCCGACACUUGGAGGGCUGCGGGGUCUGUCCCAGCCAACUGCCACGGAUCAGCCACGUGACCGUCCACCGCUUGCAGGUUGGGCCCCCUGCAGGUUCUGAGGCCACCGUGAGGACAGGCAGCGGGCGGGUCCUGGGCACAUGCAUGGCUUCGCCUGUGUCACCCCUCCGUAGCCCUGUGCGGGCCGCCUUGUGCCUCUUGUAUGCGGGAGGGAGCCACGGGACUGGAGACCCUGCGGUGGAGUCUGUCCUGUCUGACUUCAGAGCCCCGGGUCUGUGUCCCCCCCCCAGGCCUCUGAUCGUGGCAGAGUCGGCAUCGCUGCUCAUGGGCGUGAGGGGCCCUGGAGUCUGCUCUGGGCCUGGCGCCAGCUGGUCGCCCACAAGCAGGUCUCCCCCGCGGCCUGGCAGGGGCCCGUCUCUGCUGGAGGGCGACUGGAGCGACUGGCCGGGGGUAGCCACCACACUGGGGCCACGGGGUGUGAGAGAAUGGGACCAGUGUCUGCUUGGCACGGGAGGCCAGACGGUGUCCACCGCGCCGUCCGUCUGCUGCUCUGAGUGGGGCUUGUCGGGGCGGGGGCUGCGGUUUCCCUGAGGGGUUGAAGGCAGCCAGCCUGGGGCAGACAGCCGUCCGGCGUGGGGGGAGCAGGAGUACGAGACCAGAGGGAGAACCCCAGGACACUCAGAACACUCCGGCCUCACGUUCGCGCGGGGGGCCGGGCUGGAGGGUGGCAGCUUGGAGGAGCUGGGGGCGUGGGCGGAGGGCAAGCUGGCGUCUGCUGGGCAUCACGGGGUUUUCAGUUCCUGAACUGGGAGCUGACUGUAAUUUCCGCACUUUGUCCUCAAGAAGUCUGUCCAGCCGUUUUCUGUUUCCAUGCAUUUGCCCGUCUCGCGGAAAGCCAACUCCGUGGUAUUGUUGGGGGGGCCUCUCCGGGGCUCUGGGUCAGGGUGACCGAGCGGGAGCGGGAGAGGCAUGUCCGGGCGUUACUAACCAUCGCCGUUAACAGAAGGGGCUCGCUCUUCUCAGAACGCUCCGGGCGGCAGAGUGUGUCGUGGUCGUGCGGGCUUCGCGUGGGCCGGCCGUGGCAACUGUGGCUCUCCGGCCCCUCGCGCCUUGCUUCCUGCUCUUGGCUCCCGCCACCGUCGCUCUGAAGCCGUGUCCGCACAGGUCACCAACAUGAAAAGAAAUGCAGACAGAGCCGCCGGGCUGAGUCCCAGCCCCGAACAGCAGGCCCCGCGCUUACAGCAGAAGCACAGGUUGCUGCAGGUCCGCGAGAAGGGACCCCUGGCCCUGCAGAGACAAGACCUCCCUCAGCCGAAGAGCCCACAGCCCCUGCGCCUGGCUGAGGAGCUGGAGGCCCCCGGCCAGCCCCAGCACGGCCGGGGCCUGGAGCACCUGUACUUAGCCCAUCGGUUAGGUGCUGGGGGAGGACAGGCCAGGGAGCACCGGCCUGACUCGAAGGGGCCGGCCCAGCGAGGAACAGCCCGGCCGCCCAGGGCCUGGGAAAAGCACAGAGCAGCCAUCCAAGAAGAGAAGAGUCACAGAGAUCACAGAGAAGGGCUGGCUGGACAGCAGGCCCGGCUCACCCAGGCCCAGAGGAGAGCCGCGGGCCCCGAGAAGCUGGGGGCUCCCAGAGCCGCAGGCCUCACCCGUCGCCCCCUCUGCCCCCGCGAGCAGAAUAAGAGCAAGCGACCGCCUUUGAUGAAGGCCCGCGGUGGCCACCGUCCCGCUGACCCCUGGGGGAGCAGAGGGGUGGACAGAGAAGCGUUCUUGGCUGUCCCCGGGGCGUUCGGGCAUCUGCAGAGAAGAGAGAGAGGAGGAGCCCGGGACAGGAGGCGGCGGCCGGGAAAGGGGACAACUCCUCCGGGUCAGGGCCGCACCCAUCGCUCUCUGGAUCAGAGCCCCGAGGGAAACACAGAGGACCCAGAACAGCCGUGGCCCAUCUGCUGGACCCACGGAGGGGGUGCUGCGCCCCAGGCGUCUCUCUGCAGACGCGGGGACAAGAGCAGGUGGCAGAGGGAGCUGGAGUUCGCCUUCCAGGAGCUGUUCAACACCAACAGGGAGCUGAAGAAGCACUUGACCUUGCACCUUGCCCUGGGGCCCGCGGCGGAUCAGAGCGCCAGGGACGAGCUCAGCCCCCGCGACGUGCAAGAACCGAGGGGGGAGUCCCAGCGCCACCAGCCAGCGGUGGGCCCAGAAGCGGACGUGGAGCCCGGCACGGAGCCCACGGGGCCAGCGCAGGCAAAGGCCCCCGAGUCCCGAACCAGCUUGGAGGAGUUCUUGAGCAACCUCAAGAACCAGAAAUAUCUCAGGCCGACCACGUUCCCGUCUAAGACCAUGAGUGAACCGUUGUCUCCCAAGGCGGGGGUGUUUAUCGGUGCAGAGAACCGGCUCCUGGGUGGCCUGGGCUCCAGGGAGGCGCUGGCCAGACCUGACCCGCUGGCGGAGGGCCCCCGGCGCCGGUUCCUGCAAGAACAGGCAGACGGAGCCAGCCUCGUGGCCUUGUGGCGGAGACCAGAUGGGCUGCUGGAGCCAGUGCCCGGGACGGGGCCCCCGGGGCUGAGCUGGGAAGCCCGCUCCCAGGCCGGGCUGGAAGGGCAGAGAGAACAGAGAAGGGCAGGCCCGGCCUGCCUGACGUCUUACUCCUCCCUAGACCCCGAGGAGGAAGGGGCGUGUGCCGGUGACACCACUUCCCCCUGGGCCUCCGGCUUCAUCCUCGACGAUGACAGGCACAGUCAGAUGAUCCAUGACCUUCAGCAGCAAAUUGAAGAGCAAAACAAGUUGCACAAGCAAUUUCUCGCAGAAGCCAGGAAACGCUUGCAAGAGUUUCAGAGGAUAUGAUAAGAGCGGGCGUCCCACCCAUGAUAAAAAUACAUCACUGAUAACGGGCGGGCGUGAUGCCGGGAAUGGUACCCCCCACCCAGAGAGUCUGUGUGUGUGUCCACUUCCCCGUUCAGACCCCGUGGGCCCCCUCCCAGUGGGCCACCUGUCCCUGCCACCCCCCCCGCCCCCACCCCCCGCCCCCAAAGGCCUUCUACCCAAGUCCCAUCCGGGAAGGCUCCCUGGCACGACCCUGGGAACCUGUCGGGUGGGGCGCGGAGGCGGGUCCGGGGGCUGAGGCCGCUGGUGCAGGCCGGGAGCUCAGCCAGGGAUGCAGGUGAGGGAAGGAAUCCAGACGUUUUCAGCAGAUAAGCGCUGGACUUCAGGGGCAUCCAAGGUCAAGCGGGCAGAGUUUCAAAAGAUACAUCAUUUGUUGCUUGGCAGUUGGCUGAGACACACAUGGGGAGAUCGCGCGAACGACUCUCCGUCUUGCAAGUCACCAAAGCCAACCUCAUUUCAUGGGACUUGGCUUACGACGUUCUUGUCACUUUACUGUUGGGAAGGGAGACAGGGAGAGACGGGCAGAGGAGAGGCAGGGGAAGGGGACAAAGACAGAGCCCCAGAGAAGAAAGGGGAGGGGUCUGCAGCAACCCGCUGGCCAGCUGCCUCGGCCUGGGGCAGGCAGGGGCGGGGCGCCUGGCUGGCUGGUCAUGUCCCACCCCUGGGACGUGGGUGCACCCCAGACCCGGCAGCCCUGGGCACCCUGCCUGGGCGGGAUGGGGUUCUUCUGCCAGUGGCAGAUACUUAGAGACAGGAAUAGGGACGGAUACACGUUUUCUGCAGAGAACCAGAUAAUAAACGUUCUAGGUUUGCCAGCCCACCGGUCUCUGGGGCCACGACGCAUCCCUGCUCCAGCACCUUGAACGCAGCCCUAGACAGCACAUAAGUGGAUGGGAAGGGCCAGGUUCCCAGUAAGACUCUAUUCACAGAAAUGGGGAGGGGAGGUGACUGGGUGCAGACCUCAAGCGGCAGUUGGGUGACCCCUGGACUGGCGCAGGGCGGACGUGGCUGCCUCCCUCCCUCCCCAGGACCACAGAAGAAGAUCAUCUGUCUUCGGUCCUGGUGCAUUUCUGUCACUGGUCCAUGAACGGCGUUCUGUCCCUUAGUGGAUGCUUCCUGCAUAGCAUGAUGAAGGACGUGAACCCGCCACCCAAACCCAGGACCUAGACUGUUUCUCAGAAACAGCUUCUGCCUGUGUGCUCCUUCCCUGGUCCGUUCCUCCUCAGCUGCAUGCCUGCCAGACUUGGGGUUCAUGCCUCUGUUUCACCCUGCGGGCUGCACAGGGAGAUGUGGGGUGACCCAGGCCCAUUAGAAACCCAAGCGCUUCCCUGGAUUGCAUCAGGCUCACGGAACCCCCACACGGGCCACUCAGACAGGGUAGGGACGGCACCCUAUAAGUUUUGGGGAUACUUUUCAAAUCCCCAGUAGCCGGGGUGAGGGAGCUUUUGUGAUCUCUUGUUCUUAAUCUCAUUGAAAGCAUCUCCCUGAGCUCCGUUGUCUUAUCUGGCUUUUCCAUGUUAGGUAGAGAAAAUUGUUUGGUCCCAGCCUGUUUCCAUUCUGUCCUCUGCUGCUGGAAUGUCACGGGUCUGGGGCUGCAAAGCCAACUUGACCGUCCGAUCUGAGCCCAACAUGAGUGAGCACGAAGCCCCCGGGGCCAGGAGGGCUCUGGGAUUCCCAGGCCAGAUGAGGAUUAGCUGGGGGAGGCUGGGCUGUGGUUGCAGGCUGUGGGGUCACCUGGGGCUCCCGCCUGCUGCUAAAGAGUCACCUUGGUCCCAGAGGGCGCUGCGGGAUCACCGGGUUUAAAGCCCUGGGUGUGAUGGGCCCCGAAGCCUGAGCGCCUGGAGGCUGCGGUCCGCUGAAUGGACGAGCCUGCCUGUCAGGGGUUAUUUUUGUUUCUACUAACCAAGGUAGUAUUUGUGGCCCGAGUGUCCUAGGCGAGGAAGUGCCCCUUCCCGGCCACACUUGAGCUAAAGGUAGACAUAGGAGAUGGACAGGGGAGCAAGGAAAAAGGUGAGUCACCGGUGCCCGGUGGUCACGCCUACCCUGCCCCCCGGCUGCAGGAUGAGACACCCUGCCCUUGCCCACCGGGGCUGCAGGGGGCCACGGGUGCGGCUUUGCUCCCUGCAGAGCGCUCAGACGCACCUGGACGACGGUGCUAGAGGCCGUGGGACCCCGGGCUGCCGCCUGGACGAGUGGGGGCUCCUGGCAGGUGGCCAUGGCGCACGGCCAGGCGGCGGCAGGGGUUCCUGACGUAAUGACUGUGUGCGCCUUUGUCGUCCUGGCCCGCUUCUUGCGUCUUCCCCUGGGGGUCCACCCUCUGCGAACAGUGUAUCUUCUAGAACUUUCCGUGGGUUUCAUGCUGCUGUUCACACUUUCGGGGGCAGCGUCCCUGUUUCCAUGUCGUUCUGAAUUGACGAGAACAUUUACUGUCCGGUCCGAGGGUCCUCAUGCCUUUCUCCUCCGCCCCCCAGCCAGGUGAGCGGUUAUGGGGUGAUGAUGAUGUCUAGACCCUCAGAGACGUAAAAUAAAGGGGAAAUGAAGAUUUUUAAAAUUGGGGCCCAGGGCCCUCUCUCAGACCUGCAGCGGUUCUUCUGGUGAGCAGAGGACGGCCCCGACAUGUGGACGGCCUCCCGCCCCCGCCUCCUCCCUCUGUGGCACGAUGGGGGGGUUGAUGUGGAUGCGUGGCCGCCUCUACAGUUGCUGGAACAGCCCCGGCCGGGCUGCCGGCUGGGGAGGGAGUGCAGGGUUGAGCACGCCUCUCGACCCUGCCAGCUCCGGGGGUCCGGGGGGCAGCCUUGCUUGCUCGGCUAGGGUGUAGGAGGAGGGGCGGGCACACGACCUCCCGGGUGCUCCCCGCGCCGGAAGCUGGAGCGCGGGCCCUGGGAUCCUCGCCCUGGGAUCCUCUGCCUGAGUGUCCACGGCUUGGGGUCAGCCCGCAAGACUGCAGGUCUCAGUCCUACACGAGGGGGAGGGUGGCUGCCCAGUCCGGGCCAUGGGCCCGGCCCUCCCGCUCUCACCGCUGCCUGUGGGGUAGCCCAGAGAGGGGCACAGACUUCCCCCGGGGCCCCAGCCUUAGAGGCAGUGUGGGGGCAGGCCCGGCCAGCCUCUCCGUGCCCCUCUGCCAGCGGGUGGGCAGGCGAGGAUCGCAGCGGGGUGGCCGGAUGGCCCCUCUGCCCCCCCCCCCCCUGCGCCGUCCAGCUGCUGCCCCCGCUGCGGGCUCCGGGCUUGCGGCUUUGCAGGGCCGAGCUUGGCCGCUCCUCGGGGUCUUGGCGGGGAAAGUGCAGAGCAGCACUUCCUUCCACAAAGCCGCACUGUUCUCAGCAAAUCCUCCCAGGAUCGGGGUGCAUUUUUUUCAAGUGAUUCAGCAGCACGUGAAUGGGAAGGGCCUGCGCCCAAGGCUUCGGGAACCGCGACCGAGGCCUCUGGCGCAUGAGAUCCUGUUGGGCUCCCAGGGAGAGGAAGAGUGGCAGGGCGUGAGUCGGGGGCCCGCCGGGGUCCCGGGCUGGGGCAGGCGGCUGAACAGCGACCCCCCCCAGCUUCUCUCUGCACAGCCGAGGAGCUCUUAGGGCUGGUUCCCUUGUGCUCCCCGGGGGGCCUGAGCCAGCGGACAGGAAGUGGAGGUGGGAACGCUGGUCUCCAUGGAGACGGGGUGUCCAGUGGACAGCAGCUCAUGGGAAUGUGCUAGAAUCUCGGAAGGCCCAGGGCUGCGGCCACACUGCGCUCUGCUGUCCAGUCACCCUCCCCACCCCACCCUCGGCCCCCACAGACACACGUGCUCCGAGGGGCGGGUGAGCGCACACAUGCCCGCCGCGGCCCGAGUCACGCCGGCCAACCUUGCCCUCGGCCUGGACUGGCGCAGCCCUGCCCCAGAGCUGGGGACGUCGGUCGGCUCCCCGGGGUGAGGAGGCUUUCAGGGACCCGAAGGUGGCACCGGGUCUGUCGGGGCUGCGGCUCAGGCGGAGGGAGCCCCUGGUUGCCUCCUGCCACCACAGGAAGAUUUCAGUUAUGAAAUGGUGCCUGUCCCCACCUUUUUCUCAGUUCCCUAGAAGAAGUGAAUUGGCGGAAGUCGACCCCACUGCUGACUGAGAGCAGCCAGGACCUGACACCAGGGAAGGCAGAGCCGGGUGUCCCAGGAAAGUCCCCCCCACCACCACCACCGAGGGGCACCUGCAAAGGCGGGGUGUGGCCAGACAGCGAGGCCGGGGGGCAGGUGGGGCCGGACGCUCCCGUGGACAUCUGGGUGCCGAGCCAGUGCUGACGCCUCGCAUUCCUUGGGACAUCUCCCAGGCUGUUGGACCGCACCCCGUUUCCAUGUGCAGUUCUGUGGGGAGGGUUGUGGCCCUGAGACCCAGAGGGUUUGAGUGGGCCCGCGGUCCAUGUGAGUUCGCUUCUCUUUCUCAAUCCCUGUGUGCCCCGUUCCCUGCCCUCCAGCGCGGGAGGUCGCCCACCCUGCCUGCGAAGCAGAUGCAGUCCCGUUGGAGAGGUUCAAAACCGCCCUUACGAUGCCCCCCGAAGCAGUUAGGGACCCCACAGCGGUGGGGGGCAGGGCGCUGGAAACGUGCUCGAUUCCUUCUAGCUCUUACAGGGCAAAGCUGCCGCUGUUACUGCGGGGCGUGUCUGGGUGUGGACGGGGCUGUGGGGCACCCCCUCGCUUUCCCAAGUCUGGCCCCGAGGGCUAGCGUUUGGGUGGGAUGGGGGCGCCCUUGCGCUGCCCUCAGCCGGGCUUUGGACAAGCUCAUCAAAACUCCCCGGGACCUCAGCCGGGUCGACCAGCCGUGCAGCGUCCCCUGUCUGCCCAAAGGGACAAGAAUCCCAUCCCAGAUGCCAGCUGCCGGAUGCUACCGUGUUACGGGGAUGGCGGCAGCUCUGUGAUUGGGAGGGUGUCAUGUCCAGACCCGGAGCACCCUGUUCUCUGGAGAGUGUGGACAAAAGCAGGGAACGUACAGCUGUCCCCCAGCCCCCCAGCAGAGAGGAGACCCCUGGAGGAAGGGGCAUCUGGGCUUCCUCUGAAGAGGCCAGCAGGAAGACAAGUGGACCGAGGGACCCACGGAAGGUGUUUGCAGCCCGGGCAGCGCAGUGGCCCCGUUUCCAUCUGACACGUGCCCUUCUGCACACUCACCCCCUGAUGGCCCUCAGACCCCCGUGCCCGCGGUGGGGUAGGCUCAGCUGCAUUCCUGUCACUGUGCAGGGUGACCCCCUCCCGACUGGGGACAGGACAGGAGGGUGUUUGGCAGAUGUGCUGGGCCCCAUCUCUCCCUCCCCCUACAUGAGUGGCACGGGGAACGGGCCCCCAGCGGAGGGACCCCAGGGCCGGGGCGAGGAUGGAAGAGCAGAGCAAUGCCAUCCCCGCGGGCAGCGGUCUCCCUGUCAACCCUCCCGGGUUCCCGCUGGCGGCUGCGGGCUGCGGGCUGGGCUGAGAGGGGACGUGGCCUCCACUGACAUUGAGCUAGCCCUGCCACUCUGAGUCAGGACGCUGGUGAGACUCAGAUGAUCUGGGGAGGGAUUCUGACCUUGGAUUUAGAGACGAAUGUUUUUUCCGAACCCCAGAGAUUCCCACAUCUCCUCUGGGCAAGGGCAUGAUUUUUCCCGAAGCCAGAAGCUUGGCGUUGGCCAGCACCGGGGCCUGGGAACUUAGCGUGAGCUGAGUGCAUCCAAACAAGCCCAUGAAGAUCUAAAAGUCAUGUUUUAACAGCCACAGCUUGACCUGGCUCUGGAAUUGGGAGCGGCUGCCCAGCAGAGCGGCCCCUUGGGGAAGUGUCCCAUUAGGAGAUAGUUAUGUAUGUAGCUCUCCCGUGGGAGAGCUGCCAGGCUCACGGCAAGAUAGUGAAAACGACUCAGUGGGUGUGAAGUCAAUGAACUCGUUAGAGAAGGUUCUUUUUCACAGUCUGGCUGCCCACAGGUUAUGGGGACGCCUCGUUCUUCUCCGUUGCUUCCCCAGGAAUGUCCACGGACGCAGAAGGUGUCGGUGGGGUGCCAGCUGUGAGUGGGCGGGGGGGGGGUGAUUUGAAUCUCUGCCCAGGCUGGUCAAGCAUGUCCCCCCCACCGCCCCUGCCCUGGGCCGGCCCAGGCCACGUGGUAUGCUGAGGACACCCUAGGUUUCCCGAAAGCCCCGGCUCUUCUCACCCCACCCCCGCCCUAGGCAGCAAGAGGGACAGUCUGGCCUCCCGGACCUUCCCGGGCGUCCUCUCUCAUAGUCUGAACGUAGCCUGUGUUCUUUGGAUUCUCGUCCCCGACCUGGCUCUCCACCCACCCAGCUCUUUUCCAUCCCAAAUCUGGCUGGGUGGACUAGGGAUUGUUUUGCAGCUGCUAACGGGGGAAGUGACAUCAUGUGAUGUCCGCGGGCCAAGGGCUGGGGGCAGGGGCUCUGCGGUUGCGUGUGCUUUGAAUUAAGUCGACGGUUGUGCAUUCCAGUAGCCAACAUCUGGCGGUGAAUUCAUCAGCCAGUGUAUCACCCUUGAUCUCAAACCCAGAUGUUGUGUUAACGGCAGAAGGGGAAGAAAAAAAACAAAAUCGGAGCAGCUCGGGGAGAAGCCAUCAUUUUUUAGCACAAAGCACUUAAAACAGGGAUCUUUAUAAAGCCUCUUGUUUCCUACAGCCAGGAGCAGGCCCAUGGAGCAGAGCCGCUCGCUGCUGGGCAGUGGACAGCUUGCGGGCUGGUCACCCACCCGGGGCCAGGCACCCGGCCCAGCACAUAGUAGGUGUUCGGCAAACGUGUCCUUGCCUGGAUUUUAAUUUCCUCUCGGACUCUUGGCGUCUCUUUGCUUUUCCCCAGUCCUGGCCGUUAAGUGGCCUGGGGCCGAGACGGGCCCAUUCUUGACUUAGAGUGGCCUCCAUCCCAGAGCUCUGGGAUGCCUGUCCCCUCGGGUGUUGGAAAUGCCUUUCUGGAGAGCUCUCUGCCUCCCCCCUGCCCACUGCUUGGGUUGGACGUGGCUUCUCUCUCCCCUGUCGGCGGGUCUGCCUUCUCCUCUGGGUGGGACGCACCUUGAAGGCCAUCACUGUCCCAAAAGACCCUCCGUGGCCUAUCCCUUUCUCCCAGGGGCAGGAGGAGGCCCACGCUUUUAGGAUUUUACCUGAAAGGCAACUCAACCCCGAGCUCUGAGUCUGGCUGCUAAGAAAUCCCCACUCUGGCCUCAUGCCGGGGGCAGAAGGCUGAGGAUCAGAAUGUCCACAGCCCGAGCUGGCUGGGGUCCCCCAUGCGGCGGCCCCAGCCCUCCGUCCCUGUGGGGCCCCUCUGCCUGUUUCCCCUGGGUCUCCUGCCUUCAGCUUGCCGGUGGGAUCCUCCGGCUUUGAAGAAUUCAUUUGCUAAACCUUUGCUUGUACCCUUCCCCGCCCAGAGUGCUGAACCUGCACCGCACCUGCUUCCCUGAGCGCGGCUGCGGCAUCUCCGUGGGCAGGGGUACCCCUGGCCCCUCUCCUUCGCGUCCGACGGUGUUGAUGUUUUCAGAUCGCCACAGAGCUGGUCUUUCUUUGCCCCUCUUGAUUCUCUUUCUUUCCUUCACGUUAUCUCCCAUUUCGCAAAGUGGAGAGGAGGUUCCAGCGCCGCAUUCAAAGACCCCGAGGAAUCCUGAGUUCUUAUUUGCGUGGGCCAGCCCCGCUGUGGUUCCUCCUGGCCCCCACCCCCACAUCCCUGCAAGGCAGCCUGGGAGCCGGUUCACAAGCUGGCCUCGACCCGCAAGUCUGCCCUGGAUCCCGGAUUCAACCAGUUCCUUCUUUCCGAUCAUUUAAAAAAGGAAAGCGUGUCAUCUGUCGCCCUAAAGCGAAGCCAGCAAGUUAGGAAGCGGUGUCCGACCUAGAGCCUGGGAUUCGUGCUGGCCAGGGGGUGCCGUCCGGACCCGAGCGGCCGGCGCGGUGCAGCGCUCCCAGCCUCCUACCUGCAGGAGGAGGAGAACGAGCCAGGCACGGCGCGUCCCAUGAUCCGGGUCCUCUAGUCCCGGGGUAGCACAGGGGGCUGAUGAGGGCGGUGCCUCGGUGUCUGCUGUGAGCGGCUGUGCCUCUGGGGCGGAGGGGGGGGCGUCCAUGACCCUGCACGGCGGUCAGGGGCUGAGAGAAGGGUCUUGCCCGGUGCUGCCCCGGUUGACUAAGGAUUCGGACUGCCUGCGACCUUAGGGGCUUUUCUAGGAGAAAAUGCCUGGACCUGAACGCGGGGAACGGGAUGGAACCUGCCCACUGGGGUUUUCUCAUUGCCGCGGGGGAGUUGAUGCAGGACCCGUUAUUCGUGGAUUCAUGUGGGGUAGCGGACCCCGGAAAAGUCAUUUGAAAGGUGCGGCAAAUUGGGGGUGUCCUAGUAAAGCCCAGCAGCAGCACUGCUCCCAGAACCGCUGUCUCGCGUGGAUGUUCUGGUUCAUUUGCUACCACCAGCCAGGGACAACGCUGACAGCCCAGGCACACCUGGGGCAUUGAUCUGGGGCCUUAAUCUGGAAUGGUUCGUGAUUUGCAUCAACGUUUCCCCGUGUGGCAGCGCACUACGGUGUGGGUAAGGCAGGCAGGGAGAGAGACCACAGACAGACUCACCUGGGCUGCCUGGAUGUCUCAGGGAUAGCCCGGUUCCAUCUGGUAAGGAUCUAGUGGGCCCCGACUAUGGGGAGAACGUAGCCUCUGCCCGGUAGAAGCCCCCUGAGCCCACAGGGGUGCAGGCGUUCACAGCAGGGUGGAGGAGAGAUGUGGAACGUACCAAGGGCUGCAGGAGGACAGGAUCUCCCAGAGCAAGAUGAGAAAGGGUGAUUUUAUCUGGGUUUUGAAGGAUGCAUAGAAGUUCUCCUGGCAGCGAGGGCUAGAUGGUCUUCAGGGCAGAAGAGACUGGUCUGUCCAGAGGUGGGGGCACCCCUCGGCAUUUUGGGGUUCGAGGGACCCUUAUGGACAGGCAGAGCAGCUAGGACAGGAGCAGCUGGGGUCACGGAGAGACCUACUGGCUGGCAUCAGGUUGCAGAGGGUGUCCUGCUUUAGAUGAGGGCAGUGGGCAGCUGAGGAAGGUGUUUGAGCCUGGAGGGACACAGCUAUAAAAAGCAUGUUGGCACUGGGGGUGGAGAAGGAGGAGCCACUGGACACAGGCUGACCCACUCCCAAGGGCAGGGCCUUCUGUUGAACGUGGCCCCCUGGAUGGCAGUUCCUCGAUGUGGCUUUGCAGGUUGGGGCCUGGCUUAGCCUGAGAAACCGGAACCUGCGCUUUGUGACUCAGCUCCAACAGAAGACAUAAGAACGGGGUUUGGGCCUGGGUGGGGCCGGAGAGGGGGUGGCGUGGGCUGACCUCUGGUGACAGGCUGGGCCUCAAGGGAGGGGCACAGACGGGAUGCACAUGCCUGGGCUUCCCUGCUCCGUGGGCAAGACAGCCCCGGCCAGGGGGUUACCAAGAUGCGAGAUGCCUGCCUGGGGCUGGAGGGUGGAGGCACCUCUGUGCCUGGCUCUGUCUCUUUCUCACUGCUCUGCUCUGCUUUUGUCCACAUUAACCUAACUCUCUCCCAAGUGACCCUGCACAGCUGAGCUGUGGAGGGCAAAGCUUUUAAAGCCAUUAAACUAGGCGGUGUCACCAGCCAAUAAGCCUCCAGAUGAAACAAGGGAGAGCUCGUCCCCAGGGACACGUGAGCAGCCGACCGUGGCUGCAUCAGGGUGCAGGCUGGGGCCGCGUCCUGGCCUAAUUGCUGGGAGGAUGCCCUGUGGUGCACGGCCCCCGAGCAGCCUCAGGCUCUGGCCAGCAUUCCAGAACCUUCCCAGCCCGACCUCUUGUGUCAUGGUCUGGGAUCAUUUUCUUUCCGUUUGGCCUCCCUCCCUGGCACCUGCCCCGUGGGUCUGCCGGUGGGGCCUGGGAAUGUUUCCUUUGCGGGGCGGGGCGGCCAGAGCGCUCUGACCCUUCCUCUGUCGGGCCCUUGGUAGGAUGUGGUGGUGUUGUUAUAAAGAAUCACCCACAGGACGUUCUUCAGGGUCACUUUUAGGACAGAUUAGGCAUAGCAGGCCAGAACCUUCAGAUGUAAGACCCCCAAACCCAGAUGCGAUGGGGCCUCCGUGCACAGCCUGGAAAAGCCUGUGUGGAGCCGGCAGUGGCUAGAGGCUGGGCGGCGGCGGGAUCUCGCCAGUCUCCAUUGCAGGGUGACAAUCGCCGCCCAGUUAAUUCGCUUAUCUGCUUCCCCAGCCGCCCAGGAAUACACACCGGAGAGAAUUUUAAAAAGCCCCUAAGCCCGCGAGCGUGGCAUCAAGGAAGGGUUUUAUCAGCGACCGCCUCAGGAAGCCGGCUAGCCCCAGGAGACCAGGCUCCUGCUGCCCCCGACAGCAUCCUUGUUGAAGAAUCCUGGGACCGGAGGGGUCUCAGAGCAUCACCUCUUGCCCCUCCCUGCUUGGCACGUGUUGGGGGGCGACUCGCUUGCUCCUCCCGCCCCUCCUCGGCCCCAGGACGGCGCGGGGGCCCUACUGACCUCUGUGUCUUUGU